Messenger RNA from Dipodomys spectabilis (banner-tailed kangaroo rat), 519 nucleotides. Its product is annotated as U1 small nuclear ribonucleoprotein C-like. Lineage: Eukaryota; Metazoa; Chordata; Mammalia; Rodentia; Heteromyidae. The transcript has 2 exons. The record is from RefSeq and is a predicted model, not a curated record. Bases 31 to 459 code for a protein of 142 amino acids.
UGGGCUCCGGGGUGGACGCUGGAAUCCCGGAUGGUUCCUGCGGCGGCCCUUCCGGGUUGGAAGGCGGUGCCUUCGCCUGGGGGCCACGGAAGCGCUUUCCCCGCCCCUUUAUGUCCCGGGCCCUGGGGCCCCCGCAGCUCUCUGGCUCCGCCGCCGGGCCCGUGGCUCCCCUGCCCGGAGUCGGGUGUCCCGGGUGGCUUGAGGACGCGAGGCUGGGCAGGUGCCGAGCGCCUCCGCCCGGCUGGAGCCAGGGGCCUCCGGGACUACGUGCGACCGCCCGCCGCCCUGCGCCCGACCUUCCGCUCCAAUUGCUGCCUAGCCGAGCGGAGCAGCCGCGGCAUGCGGGGGCCGGGGACGCCGGGCGCCUCGGCCCUCCCGCCCGGGCCCGCCGCGCACCCGCCCGCAGGCCGAGCCCGGACGGACUUCGCAGGGACACUGGGUUCCCUAGGAGCCGCCUAGAGCUUAAUAAUUGUCCAGAAGGCGGCUAUAAAGGGAGUCUGGGUGGAGGAGGGAGCAGAA